UCGAGCGAAGAGCCACAGUUUAACAGUGACUCUUGUGCAGUGCAGUUCUCUAGUUCAGUUUAAGUGUUUUUUAUAAUUAAAUAAAUAAAAAUGACUGGUCGUGGUAAAGGAGGAAAAGGUUUGGGCAAAGGCGGAGCUAAGCGGCAUCGUAAGGUAUUGCGUGAUAACAUCCAAGGAAUCACGAAACCAGCAAUUCGUCGAUUGGCUCGUCGUGGAGGUGUAAAACGUAUUUUUGGUUUGAUUUACGAAGAAACACGUGGAGUGUUGAAAGUUUUUCUGGAAAAUGUUAUCCGAGAUGCCGUUACUUACACCGAACACGCUAAGCGUAAGACAGUUACAGCUAUGGAUGUAGUUUACGCUUUGAAGAGACAAGGGCGUACUCUUUACGGUUUCGGAGGUUAAGAAUUUUAUUCGAAACAAACAAUCGGUCCUUUUCAG
Molecule: messenger RNA, 438 nt
Organism: Eupeodes corollae
Lineage: Eukaryota; Metazoa; Arthropoda; Insecta; Diptera; Syrphidae
Product: histone H4-like
Exons: 1
Coding region: 91-402 (103 amino acids)
Biological process (GO): nucleosome assembly
Cellular component (GO): nucleosome
Molecular function (GO): protein heterodimerization activity; structural constituent of chromatin; DNA binding
Source: RefSeq, a predicted model, not a curated record